AUAACACACGGACUGAUAGCAAGACUCGGGAGGUAAAGGCGGCAAUACACAUCGAAACAGCAGUCUCUCUACGGCGCGCUACUUUUCCGCCUCGAGUUUCUCCAGGUUAACGUGAUGGCGAAGCAUUUCUCGUGGCCGAUGGUGCUGGGAUGCGCUGCUGUUGUAACCAUUUUAUUCUUUUUUAUCUUACCUAAGAACUUCGUCAUCGUGGUGAGGUCAGAGUCGCCAGCCAGAGAGUCGUCGCCCGAGACACUGGUCGGGGAGCCAGUCUCGCGAUGUAUCAUUCCUGGCCUGGCGAGCAUUGACCAGUACAAGGCGUACCUGCACAAGGCGGAGACCACCUGCAGCGAUAUGCGUCAGUUCGGAGGGAAGUCUCCGGCACCUGCUGAUGGCAUGAAGCUGGUGUGUAUGGACAGCAGAUUCAACAUCAAGCCCGGGAACUGUCUUGUCUUCUCAUUCGGCGUCAACAACGAGUGGUCCUUCGAGGAUGAGUUCGAUAAAUUCGGGUGUAAAGUGUACGCCUACGACCCCACAAUGGGCAAGAAGGACCACCAACGCUCCCCUAACGUCAGGUUCUUCGCCACGGGCAUCGGCAACUAUCAGGGCACCAAGAAGGUCGGAAUGGGCAAAAGUUGGAGUGACCAAAAGGUGGAUCGCUUCGAGAACUUGGUGCGAGCGGUGGGCGAGGAGGGACAUGAGAUCGACUAUGUGAAGCUGGAUGUGGAGCUUUCCGAGAUCGACUUCAUGCAGGACAUGUUGUUCAACUCGCCACACGUCCUUACCAAGAUCAAGCAGAUUGCUAUGGAGGUCCACGACGGGCCGAAUAAAGGUCUUGGCCAGAUAACCACGCAUCAAGUUUUCUGGCCGUACUUCAUGCUCAUGAAGUGUAUGGGCUUCAAACUGAUCCACAGUCGAGACGCAGGAGGCUGGAGGGAGGUGGUGUGGGCGAGAGAUUUCUGAGGCGCACAAGGAGGACCACUUUUGGGGGGCUAUAUCUUAAAGGGAGGUGUGGGAGAAUUUCUGACGCAGAAAAGAAGGGACGCUUUUGAGAGAGGGGGCUACAGUCUAUCUAAACGGUGGUGCUGACAGUCUAGGGUGAUUGCAUGGGCGAAGGACUUCUAUGCCAUAUAGAUAGAUUUGCUUGUUUUGAGGAGCAGCUUGAAGGCUAGUGUGUGUGAGAGACUUCUGAAGCGAACGAAGAAGGUCACUCUUGGCGAUGCAGCACAUGAAGGAUGGUGACUUGUAGGAUUAAAGUAGGUCAGGGCAAAUAUUCUUUAUUAUCUUUCACUUGGUUUCUCGCAUCUCAUUGGCCACAGUGACGCCCGUCUUUAAACAUCUUAACAGGAUUGUUGAGGCAACUUUGAGAGUCAGUUCCACCUUACGGCAUAAAGUAAUAUGAAAACUAUUUAAAACGCACGGUAAUACACUAUACAGCGUCCGUUCUCUCUAGUUUAUGCUCAUUGUUUGUUAUAUCGUUCAUAGUGGCAGAUACCUUAUGGAUUAAAUAUGCACGUUUAAUGAUUAGAAAUACCUUUGACAUCGAGUUGCGGCAAUUAACAUUAAUUCAUUUUCGCUACUUCAAGGUCGAUAGCAAGUCAGUCUGAAUCAUCAGAGGACUUCCUUGAUGAAUAUUUCCUGAAGGUGGAGAAGUGCUAUAAGAUGAAACAGUCGACGGAACGGGGAAAAUUUAAAUCGCCACUAGUAAAAAGCAUAAGAUUUCCAUCUUUAGGUAUGAGGGUUCUAACAUCAAUAUUAAGUAAAUAGGUAAAGUGUUGUUAGUUCUUUAAAACGCAUGACUGCCAUAUUUGCAAAGUGCCAAAACGGGCCAAGAUUCAGAACAAGACUCGAUCAUGUUUAUCCUCCAACAUCCACACAAGGAUACACAAUGAUAUAAGGAGACAACAAGAGGCAAGACGGCCUACACAUAUCAGCUCCAGAAAGUGGGCGAUUCACCAAAUUCUCUUCCCAUCCAUAAAUAUAUCUAACCUCCAUUUAAGGUUAGAUUAAAGCUUUCUGUUGUGUUUGCAUCAACUACAUAACUGCUCAGUUUGUUACACUCAUCCACCUCUUUGUUCGUCGACCAGUUCUUGCCUAUUUUUUUUUUCAACUUGAAUCUAUCCAACUUAUUCCCGUUGGUUUUAAUGUAAAUACUUCCUCAAAAUCGCAAUUAUUGAUCCCUUUAAAACAUUAAAAAAUCCCCAAACAGUCUACGUCUUUCCAAAUAGUGUAAGCUAAGUCUUUUUAGCCUUUCUCUUCGGUUAAUUCUUAAGUCCUAGUAACACUUUACCCAUUCUUCUCUGUAUUGCCUCGAAGAUAUCUAUAUCCUGUCUGUAAUAGGGACACCAAAACUCAACACCAUAAUCCAGGUGAGGCCUAACUAGCGCCAAAUACAAUUCAGGGAUGACUUAUGAGAGUUCCAGUUGCUUACACUUUUGAAUAUAAAACCUAAGACUAUUUGCGCGCUUUCUGGUGAUAACAGCGAUUUAUGGGUAGAAAGUCAGAGCUCAUACGCCUUCCUAGAGUUGUGAUCGUACUCUAUAUGAUUCCUGUCACAGAAUUAGGGACACCCGAACACUGUUAUGACUCCGCCUCCACACCCGAAGCAGACACCGAGGAUCCGUAAAUAAGAUGGUGAAGUAAGCAUCGUUAUUUACCUGCUGAACGGCUCUCGCACAGAAAGAAGCGUGAUGUUAGGCUUUUACGAAACACCCUUGACUUCCCCUGUGCGAGUUAACUCCGUCCCCUUUAAUUAAGCCAACCCUCCACUCGUUAGAGUGCCAGAGAUGAAUAUAUGACCGAAGAAGUAUACGGGGAGGGCCAUAACCUAUAGGAUGAGUUUACAAUAGCUAGAAACUUCGUGCAUGUGAUAAAUAAAUAUGCAAAUUGGGAGCUUCACCUCCCGUUCGUACGAUUAAACACCGGAAAAAUACAAUUAUUUAAGUGUACGCUUGAGUGAGUGUGAAUGUCCUAGCGUGAGUGUUUGUCCUUUUGUAACAAUAAAAAGUGUGUUACAACUGUUGUGUGAUGGUAUAAUAAAGAUUACGUACUCA
Eriocheir sinensis (Chinese mitten crab) is the source of this 3050-nucleotide messenger RNA. RefSeq lists its product as uncharacterized. The record is from RefSeq and is a predicted model, not a curated record. NCBI's taxonomy places the organism in Eukaryota, Metazoa, Arthropoda, Malacostraca, Decapoda, Varunidae. The coding region runs from base 115 to 960 and encodes 281 amino acids. The transcript is spliced from 8 exons.